GGAAAGCUUCCUGUCUUGGGUGGUGGCUUCAAACUUUCUCACUCGACUUCAUUCCUGUGUGUGUGUGGGAAUGAGAGACGGAAGAAAAGUCAUUUUAUAAGAGAGACACGUUGUGCGGCUGUAAUACGCGUUGUUUCAGCUCGUUGUGGUUUGAGUUCUCUUGUUCAGUUUCGUGCGGAGGGAGAGAGUUUUUCGCAGCACAGACUCAAUGCAGGCCAUCAAGUGUGUGGUGGUGGGGGACGGGGCUGUGGGUAAAACAUGCCUGCUUAUCAGCUACACCACCAAUGCGUUCCCUGGAGAAUACAUCCCCACAGUAUUUGACAAUUAUUCUGCAAAUGUGAUGGUGGAUGGUAAACCAGUGAAUCUGGGUCUAUGGGAUACAGCAGGACAGGAGGAUUAUGACAGACUGCGUCCCCUGUCCUACCCUCAGACGGAUGUGUUUCUCAUCUGCUUCUCCCUCGUGAGUCCUGCCUCUUUUGAGAAUGUUCGUGCCAAGUGGUAUCCAGAAGUGAGACACCACUGUCCAAACACUCCGAUCAUCUUGGUGGGGACCAAGCUGGAUCUGAGAGAUGACAAAGACACCAUAGAGAAACUGAAGGAGAAGAAGCUCACGCCCAUCACUUACCCUCAGGGUCUUGCCAUGGCGAAAGAGAUCGGGGCUGUGAAGUAUCUGGAGUGCUCAGCACUCACACAGCGCGGCCUGAAGACGGUGUUUGACGAGGCCAUUCGGGCUGUACUGUGCCCCCCUCCUGUCAAGAAGAGAAAGCGGAAGUGCUCCCUGCUCUGAGGAAACAUUGCUGUCAUCCAAACUGUAUUUUAGGGGAAUUUAGAAAUGAGACCAUGUUUUCAUUUUUCAAUUCCUCCCAUGUAACCACCAGUACAACUUUAUAUCAUCACAAAACAUUUAGUGAUAGAUGUUGUAAAAAAAUAUAUAUUAUUCUUAACCCAUCUCCCUUAGACACACACUAUUGUAUGACCUGCGGCCUUUGAGGGAUAACUGAUAUUAGCUAUGUUAACAACACCCAGAAGUUGGUUCCUUCCAUUGAGAACCAAUAAUAUUUAUUUACAGUCUUUGAAAGGAAUGAAGAUCUUGCCAAAUUGCACUACAAUUGGAAGUGGGCAGCAUUGUAUACACUCAAUUUGUUGCUUUUUACCUCUUACUUGCUGCAACCAUUUGGCAAACCAAAGCUAACGGUUAGCUACUGAGAAUUCAGCUUACCUCACACUAAAACAAGAGGUCCUGUUAACGGAAGGAUGAGGUGUCCUUCCAGAUUUUUAUAUUUCUUCAUCAUCAGGGUUUGUUAACACUAUUUUAUGAUUUGUCUGGGGGUUAUACUGUAAUUUGAGGCCGCACUCAUUUCCAUGCUUUAUGUCAGUGGGGGAAUAUCAUGAAAAACAUGUCCAGGGCACAUUCAACCUCAAAAUCUAAGAAAUAUAUUUGCAAGAAGAAUUAAGCCUAUUUUAGGACCUUUUUUGUAUUGUGACCAUUUUUAUGACAAUAAACCUAAUUUUUCCACCCAAAUUUUCAUUACCAUAAUGUGUUCAGAUAAAAUAAUAGCCCGAUGUUCAGACGUUUAACUUUUUGUAAUUUCCAUUAUACUCAGUAGUGAUUCCAUUUCCAAUUACUGAAAUACAUAAAUUAAGGUACUACAGGUUGAUUUGAUUUUUUCUUUUUAAACACUACAAAUACUAAACUCUAUACUAAAAUCUUUAAAUAAAUCUUUUUUCUUUGCCAUUAUAAUUUGAGAUUUAAUGGAAAAUGUGGUUAAUUGUCAUGAAAAAUUGUCAUAUUUCCAAAAAUUCCAAUGGUAUUAAGAUGUGUUAAAUUGUUAGUGAAAUGCUUUAUUGUUGAUUUUGGGGUGAAAUAUGAACCUUAACAGAUAUUGUGUGAUUCACCCCAGUAUGUCAUAUUUCAGCUGUAAGAGGUAAUGACAGAUUUCCAAAUAUCUGCAUCCCAGUUUUGAAGGUCCUAUAUAUUCGAUAAAGGCUGCCUGGGUCUGGAAUAUCAAAUGGAUCAUGUGGGACUUUAGUGUACAGGUAUAUCUGAUAAUCCUUUAAUGGUCUGGGUAUUUUAAGUGCACCCUUUACAGCCAUAUAGAAAUAUAUAUAUUUUUGUUAACAGCAUAUUUUUAGAAUCUUUUUUUGUUUGUUGCUAAUGUUACAAAAUAAAGAAACACUACAGGGUUGUUUAUGUGGAGUAGGUUUAUCUUCAAUUCCCAUUAUAGUUCAUCUUAUUUUUAACUAACAUUUUAUUCAUGUACUAAUAACAUUGUUACCUUGUUUUUAGUGGUAAUCAUGAUGUCACUUGUUUUUCAAAGAUAAUAAAACAAUCUAUUCAGAUUAAACCUUAAAGCAUUUGGUUUAGUGAUAGGCUUUAAAGUCGACAUGAAGAGUUUUGCAACACAUUUGACUUGAAACAGAAUAUUGGACAAAAGAUUGUAGAGCGAGACUUUGCCCUUUAAUGAAUUGUGCACAAUAAGACCACAAAUGUGUAUUUAGGAAGUACAGUACAUGGGGUCAAUUCUGAUUGCAUAUUGACUUCAAAUGACAUAUGUACUAUUAAUGAAUGAGAAUUGUUUUUUUUUUUUCUUAAUGUGUACUAUUUUAUCAAUAAUGCAAACAUUAAUACACUGUUGCCUUGGGGCUGUUUGUAACCCAAAACAUAACAUGGCAAUAAAUAUACAGUU
Xyrauchen texanus (razorback sucker) is the source of this 2687-nucleotide messenger RNA. RefSeq names its product Rac family small GTPase 1b (gene rac1b). The transcript has 6 exons. Gene Ontology annotation, cellular component: dendritic spine; cell cortex; plasma membrane. Lineage: Eukaryota; Metazoa; Chordata; Actinopteri; Cypriniformes; Catostomidae. Gene Ontology annotation, molecular function: GTPase activity; GTP binding; protein kinase binding. Gene Ontology annotation, biological process: small GTPase-mediated signal transduction; regulation of cell shape; actin filament organization. The record is from RefSeq and is a predicted model, not a curated record. Bases 209 to 787 code for a protein of 192 amino acids.